AGUGCCUUUAGCAUGUAGCUGAGCUGGCUAAUUGAUGCCUGUGUUUCUGUAGUCCAAACAUAUAAUACCGUCACGGUUGGAAGACACCGUAAGAAGAAAAUUACUCUCAAGGGGAAAUUACUUGAAGAUGAAGCCUUCCUGAGGGACGUAAUGGACAAACCGGGCCGAGUCCAUCUGCCCCAGAAGAUCAGUGAAUCAUCCAAAAUUUUCUGCUCGGCUGACCAGCCCCUGGAGGUGCUGCAGGGCCUCAACGAACAGCGGCAACACAACCGAUUCUGUGAUGUGAUUCUGAUCGCUGACGGCCAGCGGGUUCCUGCUCACAGAGCCCUACUGGCCGUCUCCAGCCCAUAUUUCCACGCCAUGUUCACUUUGGGCAUGAGGGAGAAGCACCAGCAAGAGGUGGAACUGGUCGGGAUGUCUAUCAUUGGUCUGAAAGCUGUGAUGGACUUCCUGUACAGCGGAGAGCUGUCACUCGAUGGAGGGAACUUCGACUUUGUGCUGGAAGCAGCGCACCUCUUACAGGUGUGGCGAGUGGUUGAUUUCUGCUGCCAGUACCUGGAGCGGGAGGUGAACGAGGACAACUAUCUGUACCUCCAAGAACUGGCUCAGCUCUACAGUCUGGAGCGUCUCGACACCUUCAUCGACCACUUCAUCCUCGCUCGCUUUGCCACGCUCUCUUUCACCCCCUCCUUCCUUCGGAGUGUCCCUUUACAGAAGCUCACCUCCUACCUGUCCAGUGGUCAGGUAAAGCCCCCUCGCCGAUUACACGUUGGGAGCUACGAGAUGUUUGUACCAUUGUUUUCUCAGAGCUCCUCUUGUCGUCACCAGGUGCAGCAUGACAACGAGCAGGCUCUCCUGCAGGCCUCCCUGCAGUGGCUCAGCCAGAGCCCUGAGCGGGCCGCACACGCCAGAAAACUCCUCUCUCACAUUCGAUUCCCGCUGAUGCCGGUGGGGGACCUCGUGGGCCGGGUGCUGCCGGCGGUGCGAGCCCUGCUGCCCAACAAAGCUGACUGCGAGGCUUUGGUGGAGGAAGCGCUGGGCUACCACGCCAGGCCGAGCGCUCAGCCGCUGCUUCAAACUGAAAGGACCACGCUGCGGGGAGGAGUGGAGCGGCUGCUGCUCAUUGGAGGAGAGGUGUUUGAGCGUGGAGAGGAGUUGAGUGCGAAUGUUUGCCGGCUGGAUAGUGAGACUGGCAGCUGGGAGGUGGAGACGGAGCUGCCGGCCCAGCGGAGCCACCACUGCCUGGCAGUGCUGGGCGGGUUCAUCUUUACCGCCGGCGGCAGCUCAUCAAAGGACAACGGAGGAGAUGCCGCCUGCAACCUGCUGUACAGAUAUGACCCACGGCACAACCACUGGACAAGGGGGGCUCCGAUGAACCAGCGGCGGGUGGACUUUUACCUAGGGGCCGUGGGAGAGUGUCUGAUCGCUGUGGGAGGGAGAAAUGACACCGGAGCACUGUCUUCUGUGGAGGUUUACAACCCUGCAGAGGACUGCUGGUCCUACGUGGCAGAUCUACCCAGGUUCACUUACGGGCACGCUGGGACGGUCCACCAUGGUGUCGUCUACAUCUCCGGUGGUCACGACUAUCAGAUUGGUCCAUACCGGCGAGACGUCCUCAGCUAUGAUCCCUCGCGAGGCGGCGACGUGUGGCUGGAAUGCCAGGAGAUGUCUCUGGCCCGGGGCUGGCACUGCAUGGCCUCCCUCAACAACCUGAUCUACGCCAUCGGAGGUAGCGACGAUCACGCGGACACCACCGAACGCUUCGACAUCCUGCAGGUGGAGUCCUAUGACCCACGCGGGGGCCAGUGGACUCGGGUGGCGCCGCUGCUGCUGCCCAACAGCGAGGCGGGGCUGGCGGUCCGGGCGGGGAGGAUUUACGUGCUCGGAGGUUACAGCUGGGAGAGCAUGUCGUUCUCCAGAGUCACUCAGGUGUAUGACCCGGAUAAGGACUCGUGGUCCAGAGGGCCCGACCUGCCCAAGCGCAUCGCAGGGGCGUCAGCGUGUGUGUGCACCGUUCAGCCCUCACCACCGUCGGCUUUGCCAGAGAAGAAGAAGAAAACGGGACGAGAGGCGAAAGGAAGAUCGCGCCCCAUAACUGCAUAACUGCGGAAAGAGGUGCAGGAAAGAUAAAAACAGAAACAACAGUUACAGGUGGGGCGCUGAAAUCUCCAUCAUGCAAUCAUCGUUCUGUGCUCUGCACGUGGAGUUAACCUUUUUUUUUAACAUUUGGUGAAACCAAAACUAUACUUGACACAUAAAACUCAAAAAGAUGUAAAACAGCCAGAAGAAGACCCAAAACCAAUGUCUGAGAGUGUCAUAACAACCACAAGGUCAUGUCUGAUACUCCAUGCUUGAAGUAUUAACGGUUUGCUUUAAAAAAAAAAAUGUUGAUACUGCUUCCAGUAUCCAGUACAGAACAGCUUAUAAUUGACUGAUUUGUUGUUUUAUAAGUAGUCGAAAUGGCUAACUGCUAGACACAAAGUAAUAAUUAAACAAAACAAAAAUAUCUUUAAAAGUCUCAAGGUUCAUCCAGUAACAUCAUUGUUAUACUCAGAGAGCUCAUAUAACUGAAUACUCAAGUGCUCAGUACUCUAUAAUAUAAUAAAAUAAUUUAAAAAUUGUGUUUUUCAGUUGUGUUUGUGUAAGCUUUGUCUUUUAAAGGAGAUAUAAGACAGAAAAAAGUUUAUUUAUUUGGAUUUUUAAAAUCACAAAGCAACUGUAAGAUUUUGACAUGACACAAACUUGUCAGUUUGUGUGUGAUGAUCCAGGUUUGAAUCAUCCUCCUUCUGUGAGACUUUCAGAUUCACUGGAGGUUGUGACAUCACAAAUCCAGAUCACAGCAGAAUGAUCUAACCUCCCUUUAAAAAAAACAUUUUCCUUAUUUCACAACUUUCUGUUCUUAGUGUACAUCUGAGGUGGGCAGCACAAAGCCUUACAUGGCAGAUUCACAAGGGGCAAACGUGGGUUACUGUCCAAACAGUACACUUUUCUAAAAACAGUACUACUACUAAUCAAAUCAAACCUUUUUUAUAUAGCACUUUUCAUACUAAAUAGAGCAAAGUGCUUUACAUAAUAAAAUCACCAACAUAUAAAAUUGUGGUUAAAACAGGUCAUUUUCAUGCACAUCCUAACAUUGAUGAUACCCACACAGCACACAUGUACCCCCCCAACAUACUCAUAAACAUCAUAAGCACCACUACUACUGUCAUUUAGCAGUCACUUUUAUCCAAAGCGACUUACAUCUGAGAGAACAAACACAAGCAAGAGAUCAUAUAGGAGGGGACAGCUGGAUCAGUGCUGGUCAGACUGCUGGUGCUGCCAUGAUAGCAAUAGAUUUUUGGUUUGUUUCUUUGAUUUUUGUCUUUUUGCACACGCAAGAGCUCACUGUGCUCCUGCAUGUGCAGUGUGUGAGUGCUUACCCGGUGUAUAAGAGCCUUUGAGCUCUUACCGGGGUGAUGAUGGUGUACUUUGUUCUUCGGCUGCUUCAUUACUGCUCUAUUAUUGUCAUUAUUGGACUUCAUUAAUUAUAAAUUGUAAUUGUGUGAUCUGUCCACUUUAUUUAUUUAUGGUACUUUACAGCUGUGCCAUCAUUGAUGCUGAAUACAGAGGACUGUCCAAAAUAUCCCAAAACAUAGCAAAUGAGGCUCCCACCACUUCCAGUGCAUCGACAACAUUACCACCAUUAAUUAGUGC
Molecule: messenger RNA, 3693 nt
Organism: Cololabis saira (Pacific saury)
Lineage: Eukaryota; Metazoa; Chordata; Actinopteri; Beloniformes; Belonidae
Gene: klhl36
Product: kelch-like family member 36
Exons: 8
Coding region: 151-2103 (650 amino acids)
Molecular function (GO): cullin family protein binding
Source: RefSeq, a predicted model, not a curated record